Papaver somniferum (opium poppy) is the source of this 821-nucleotide messenger RNA. RefSeq lists its product as uncharacterized. Lineage: Eukaryota; Viridiplantae; Streptophyta; Magnoliopsida; Ranunculales; Papaveraceae. Bases 151 to 573 code for a protein of 140 amino acids. The transcript has a single exon. The record is from RefSeq and is a predicted model, not a curated record.
ACCUCUCAAUUGCACCAAACAGCUCUCUCAAUUCUCAAAUGGAAUUCCAAUCCAAUCUAAACCUCUAAGAAAGAAAAAAGAAGAAGAAGAAGAGGGUCCGUCUAACCAUUUGGUUCUGUGGUCUGUUCAUAGUUUUCCUCAAGAAUAAUAAUGUCUACCUUUGAAAUGGCUUCAAUCAACAAGUUAUCAUAUCAAAGACUAAUAAGAAAUGAAGGGUAUGAAUAUGAUGAUUACGAGGAGGAAGAAUUUGAGAGACAAACUGAGAAGAAAAGAAGUUGGUUCAAGUUUAAAAGACUAGGAAGCAAGAAAAGAACUAAACUUAAAAUUCCCGGAUUGAGAAGGUUUUUGAGGAGGAAAUCAAGAUUUUUCUCUUCUGUUAGAGUUUCAUGGUGCAAGGUAAUGAGAAGACUGAAAGAGAGUAAAUCACACAUGAGUGAUUUAUUUGCUGGUAAUUAUUUGUUGAUGCAAGUAAAUCCUACUUCUUUCAAGUCAUUUAACAACAAGUAUAAUUUGGCAAAUCGUGGCAUUCAUAGCUUCAAUCCAAAAUACGCCACUGCUAGGAAUUUUGUUUAACUUGUGCUAGGCUACUCCAAUUUCCGAACCCCUGAACGUACCGGAUGUUGCUUUUACAGAUUCACAGCGCUCUGAGAUUAGUCAGGUUAAGUCCGGACGCAGAGACGUCAAAUGCUUUCCACAUGAUCACAUAAAUUGCAUUGUAAAUUUCAUUGUUUCAUUUGUAACUUUGAUUAAAAAUAAGAGACAGAUGGCCUAUUGUACUUGCAAAUUAGUAAGUAUUCAUACCUACGAAUAUAUAUGUUCAU